Molecule: messenger RNA, 2911 nt
Organism: Rotaria sp. Silwood1
Lineage: Eukaryota; Metazoa; Rotifera; Eurotatoria; Philodinida; Philodinidae
Source: the annotation of a GenBank genome assembly
UAUGUCUCACAAUCUCUUUGAUUUAAAAAGCAGAAAGUAUUGUUUUAAUUCUGACUCUCAUCUUCGAGUUGUUUGACACAUAAUCAUAGUUCUCAUACCGUUUUACACGCAUUUGUUUUUUGUCGAUCCAAGAAAAGAAAUAAGACUAAAAUUUAUUUAUUCCAAUUGCACUGAGACAUUAAACAUAUUAAAAAUAUAUGAUAUCACAUAAUAAAACUGAAAAUUGAUUAAUAGUAUUAAAUUUAAUCAACAUUUCAAUUAUAGCGAGAUUCUUCAUAGAUAAAUUCAAAAGGAUGAAAUUAUUUAAAUUAUUUUUAGAGAGUUUUAUAAAACUGCAUGAUAUUUUUUAUUAACUUCAUCGGUUCUGUAACUGUCCAUUCAAGAUAUAAUCAUAAAAGUAUUGUUUCUAGUUUAAAGCUCAAAUCAGUAUCAAUAUCAACCUUUAGAAAAUUCUAGACAAAAAAAAAAACUUUCUUCUAAGAUUUAACCAGUGCAGAAUGCGAUAAUUGCUAUUGAGUUUUUUGUUAUGAGUUAAAGACUAACUAGUUUUGGUUAGGAAGUUGAAAAAAAAAAUAGCUAAAAUCGUGAUAAAAUCUUUACGGUCGUUUUUUUUGUGAAAAUCCCCAAAAAUUUACACCUGUUGAAUAACCUACAAAACAGAAACUUGCAAAAAUUUUAGAUCAAGAUUUUGGUAGGAGAUUCGUAUUGUCUUGUAAAGAAGCGAAAAUACAUAAUUGUAGAAAGUUCGAAAUCGAUCCGUGAGACGAAACUGUUAUUGUUUAAAAAAUCGUGUCCCAUACACCCAUACCCUAUUAAGUUGAAAAUGUGUAAUACAUUAGAAAUGAAUUCAAAAGAAAAGAUUUGAUGAUUCGUAUAUAGAUCAUUGUUUGUGCUACAAUGCAGAAUAAUGAAUAUGACAGAUUCUUCAAAUAUUCUUGAACUUGGGAGAGAUUUGUUUUUGAGUUCUUUUCAUCUACUAAAAUUCGAAUUUACGUAUUUUUUUAUCUAAACUUAUCUUAUUUAGUACUUUGAUUAGUCUUUCUACAAACAAUUAAAAACAAUCUAUUGUUCAGUUCUGUUUAAAUUGAAUAGAUUGGUUCAAUAUUUAGUUGUUUGUUUGAGAUUCAUGAAUAAAAUAAACAUUCAAUUUUGUUCAAGUGAUCGAUCGAAUUAUGGAUAGAACGAUUGAUUAUAGAAAAAUUGCUCAAUAAUAAGUAUGAUGCAAAAUUAAUGGCACAAAAUACUUUCGAAUAGCGUAUGAUUUAUAUUUGUCACACAUUCGUAAAUGGAAUGAGACGAAUAAGAAAGAAAAAUACUUGCACAAAAAAUUUAUAAUUUUUGUAUGAAUCAGUCAAAAACGUCUUAUGCAUGGUAGUUAAGUAUAAUUAACUAUCGUUUUGCAAGAGCUUUUUUAACGAGUUUAUAAAAGGUGAGUGUUUUUAACAAAUUCAUAUAAAAGUUGCAAAUUUAUUUUGUCUCAUUUCACUCAGAAAUGUGUGACGAACAUAAAUCAUAUACCGUUCGAAAGAUGAGAAAGUUUCCUAUCAGCUGAUAACAAUUUUUUUUCCUUACGUUCAAAUUCUAUUAUAACUCAUGUUAUUGUAAAAUCCAAACAAAAAAAAAUGAAAUGAUUUUUAAAUUGAUGACAUGCAAAAUCUAAAUAUAUUUCAAAAUAGAACUAACGAAAUCAGUAAAUAUGUUUAAAAAAUUGAUAUAAAAGAAAAUUUCAUUUACAAUAAAAUCCGAGUUCAUCGCAAUUUUUCACCUUACCAGUUAAAUUUUAGUUAGUUUUAGUAAAACUAACGAUUCUUACACAAAAUAUUUGAACAAUCAACAAUAUUUGUUUUCAACAUUGGAAAAAUCAGAUUCUAGUCAAGUUCAUACGUAAAAAGCUUUUGUAAUUGAGAACAGUUCAAUACUGUUUAAAACAAAUGAGAAUGAGUCAUUUUAAUGAAAUUGAUGUUUAUUUCUACUCCAUACUUUUGUUUUCAUUUUAGUACCACUACGUGCAAGUUUCACUGAUAUUCAUCCGAAUGCAAAAUGGACAAAGAAUGAUAUCACUGUUGCUGGAGGAAAUGGAUAUGGCAGUGGAACCAAUAAAUUCUUGUGGCCAUAUGGUUUGUACGUCGAUGAUGAUCAAACGAUUUAUGUUGCUGAUCGUGGUAAUCAUCGUAUUGUGGAAUGGAAAUAUGGUGCAACAAAUGGAAAAGUAGUUGCUGGUGGAAAUGGAGCUCAUCAAUUAAAUGACCCACGAGAUGUGAUUAUCGACAAAGAGAGUGAUAGUCUCAUCAUCAGUGAUACCGAGAAUGAAAGAGUAGUUCGUUGGCCUCGUCAAAAUGGUACUUGUGGAGAAACAAUUAUUUCCAAUAUCUCUUGCUGCGGUUUGACAAUGGACGACAAUGGAUCACUCUAUGUCGUUGACAAUGGAAAACAUGAAGUAAGACGAUAUAAAAUUGGUGACACUCAAGGAACAGUGGUUGCCGGUGGCAAUGGAGAAGGAAAUCGUCUCGAUCAACUCUAUUAUCCCCGCUAUGUAUUUGUCGAUCGAGAACAUUCAGUUUAUGUAUCUGAUUGUGAAAAUCAUCGUGUCAUGAAAUGGGAAGAAGGUGCAAAACAAGGCAUUGUCGUAGCCGGUGGUCAAGGACAAGGAAAUAGUCUUACACAAUUGAAUGAACCUGAAGGAGUUGUUGUCGAUCAAUUGGGUACUGUCUAUGUGACUGAUUCACGGAAUCAUCGAAUCAUACGUUGGCCAAAAGGAACCACACAAGGCACUGUCAUUAUAAGUGGAAAUGGUGAAGGAGCACAGUUCAAUCAACUCAAUUAUCCCAUAGGCUUAUCAUUCGAUCGACAUGGCAAUCUCUAUGUCGUCGAUAUGGGAAAUCACCGAGUACAAAAAUUUAAUAUCGCAUGA